This is a messenger RNA of Gadus chalcogrammus (walleye pollock), 1958 nucleotides long. RefSeq lists its product as uncharacterized. Bases 621 to 1634 code for a protein of 337 amino acids. The transcript is spliced from 4 exons. Lineage: Eukaryota; Metazoa; Chordata; Actinopteri; Gadiformes; Gadidae. The record is from RefSeq and is a predicted model, not a curated record.
CGACUUGGUCAACUGCUGGGUGGGGGGACUGAAGGUGGAUGUUGGUUCUAAAAUGUGACUGUGUGGGGGACUGAAGGUGGAUGUUGGUUCUAAAGUGCUGCUGGGUGGGGGAACUGAAGAUGGAUGUUGGUUCUAAAGUGUUCCUAGGUGGGGGAACUGAAUGUUGAUGAAGGCCUCUCAGUAAAUAAGGUUAACCGGCUGGUAUAUCCUAUUGUAACCGUAAGGUAUAGAAGCUACAGGAAGAUGCUGAUUUGCUGUUCAUCUGUUUGAUAAACGAUCAAGCCCUUAAACUCACCUGACCCAAAUUCUGGCACAAUUAUAGCAAUGGAACAGACAAUAACCUAUGAUUUAGAAAAUAAGUAUAUUGUAUUGUAUGAAUUUUUAUAUGUAUAUUUUGUCUCUUAUUCUGGUUUUUAUUUUUCACUCCAACAGAACUUUGCUGCUCAGUAUGAUCACAACAAAGGCGCUGAUAUUGGUCCCGGCCCCAUGGGAAUGAUGGGAAUGAAAGGCCAACCUGGACUUCCCGGCCCCCCUGGAGAAAGAGUGAUAAUCCCUUGAGUCCGGACUUUGUUCCAUCUCUUUUCAACUACGUUCCAUCUCCAGAGAAGAGGAAAAGAAAAAUGAGACUGGAGGUUUUCAACAGACGACAGGGAGCAAAGCUACAGAAGAUGGAGCAGACAAAGCUAUCUGCGAAAGCCAUCCCUCCCAGAGCAUCAACAGAUUGUCCCCAAGACUGCAACAAGGAUCCUACUGCAGAGCAAAGUCCCACCACAGAGCCUUUGAAGGAAUCUACCCAUGAAGAACCUGGAAACGAUGUCCAGCCUGUUCUCCAUGAGGAGGAUCCAGCAACCCCACCAUGCACCACUGAAACCUGUGGUAAACGCGUCCAAUCUCUUGAGCAAGAAUGCCAAGCUCUGAGGACUGAAAAUAUGUUGUUGAAGGAAAAAAUGAAUAGGACUACACUGAAUGAGAUGAGCUUGCAUAACGAUGAUAAAAGGGUUCAUACUCUCACUGGUUUAUCAGCAUUCUCCAUUCUCAUGACAAUUUUUCAUAUUGUGGCUCCUUUUCUCCAACUUAAAUCUAGUUUAACAUGUUUUCAGCAGUACAUGUUAACUUUAAUUAAGCUUAGAAUGAACUUGUCCUUUGAGUUUUUGGCUUUUUAUUUUGACAUUGACUCAACCACUGUUUCAAAGCUCUUCAAACACUGCAUUAGUGUGAUGCAUUGUAGACUGGUGCCAAGUCUGGUGUUGUGGCCUGACAGAGAAUACUUAAGAAAAUCUCUUCCAUAUGCAUUUCGAAACCGUAGCUUUGAAAAGACAGUUUGCAUUAUAGAUUGUUUUGAAAUAUUUCUAGAGAAACCCAGUAGAUUGCUAGCCAGUGCUCAGUGUUACUCAUCAUACAAAUCACACCACACAAUGAAAUAUUUAAUUGCAAUUUGCCCUCGAGGUUCCAUUUGUUUCAUUUCCGCUGGAUGGGGAGGUCGCACAAGUGAUACGUUUAUCACAGAACAAAGUCACUUUUUAUCUCAUUUGCUCCCAGGGGACGUAGUUUUAGCGGACAGAGGUUGUCUGGUUAAAGAGUCCAUUGAGAGAUGCCAAGCUGAAUUAAAAAUUCCAGCAUUUACUCGUGGAUAGAAGCAGUUAGAUCCUGCUGACUUGGAGAACACCAGACGUCUAGCCUCUCUUAGGAUACAUAUUGAAAGAGUGAUAGGAGUUCUCCGUCAAAAGUACACAGUCUUGCAAAGCACUGUCCCCAUAUGUUUCACGGACAUAGACAGGGAAAAUGAUGUGACCUACCUUGACAAGAUGGUGAGCGUGUGUUGUGCACUUACAAAUGUGUCUGAAUCUGUGGUGUCCUUCCAGUGAUGGGGAUGUACAGUACAUUGAACUGAUGUGACUGGCUACAGAUGUGCUCAACCAGCAAAUAAACCUUUGUGACUCACACUUCUUGCUUGCUUG